Pocillopora meandrina is the source of this 5248-nucleotide messenger RNA. The record is from the annotation of a GenBank genome assembly. Lineage: Eukaryota; Metazoa; Cnidaria; Anthozoa; Scleractinia; Pocilloporidae.
UUUUUUUUCUGUAGGCUUCUUCACAGUAACGCAAUCAAAACUAUUGAAAGCAAGGCUUUUGAUGGACUUGUAGUGGAGCAGUUGUGAGUAAAUUUACGAAUUGACUGAUUCCCUUUAAAGCUCUGAAAAGAAGACAAAUUUUAUGAGCUGAACGUUUUCUUGUUUCUUGGGUCGGUUUUAGAAGAAAAGAACAAACAUAUUUAAAAAUAACCCCACCCGCUAUUUCUGACCGCUGAUAUCGGGAGCUUUUACAAUGUCUAUCAAAUCGUUUCUUGUGUAAUGAGUACAUAUUUUAUUUUCAGAACCAUAUUUGAUAAUCCUUUCAGCUCAUUACCAGAUGGAAUUUUCGACAAAAUGACAAACCAUACCAAAGUGUAAGUCAAGCCGUAUGGCUUAAACACACGUCAUAUAGUAUUUAACCAGAAACUGAAGUUAGUAGUAGACUUCGAGAUUAUACUCACUCCAAGAUGUACUUUGUAUAUUCUCCAGCUAACCUGGAAACUACCAACAGCUAAAUUCUAUAAGUUAUCAUAAUCAUUUUCAAACACACCUAAGAACACGAGACAAAAUGACGUAUAUUUACCAAAAGGCGUGAACACCCUAAAAGCAGAAAAAACCUAUUAGUAUUAUUAUCAUCUUUAUCAUCAUUUUUAUCGUCGUCGUCGUUGACAUAUUCAUCAUUAUCGUUACAGUUAUUGUGUUGUAGCUUUAUUGGUAUAGCCUAUCUCGGGUCGGUUUUCGUACCCUCAGUACUUCUCACUUCGAGUAAUUUGAGGGGAGGAGGGGAAUUAUCGGGUAAUGGUCUGUCACCCAAUCCGAACGAAGAAGCAAAACCUCAAGUCACUCAAAGCUAUGGAAACCUAAGUUUGUUUUGGUGACGUGGGCCUUUUGACUAAUUACUAAUUACCAUCAUUCUCAUAAUGAUCACGUUGUCUUUUACAUCCAAUCAGUUUCGAUUCAACUUAUUCAUAAUCAAGUUGUUUACAGGUCAUUGACGUGUAAAAAUCUUCGUCAGCUACCUCGGGGAAAAUAUGUGUCACAGAUGUAAGUACGCCUUUUUUUUUUUUUUAAUAAUUUUUUUUCUUAUACACCCUAUAAAAUCAGCUUCAACAUUUUCCAUUGAUCUACACUAUCGAUUAAGCGGCUUCUUUGACUUAAAAAAUUUUAAUAUGUGUAGUUAUUAAAAGUUAGCCGUAGCAUAAAAUAAAGCCUUUCUUGGUAUAGUCAUGAUACACUGCAAGUCCCAAAAAUUGCUCAAGUGUCGUCUCUGCAAGACAACGUCGUCCAGUGCUAAUUCCCCCCUGGCCUCUGUUGCGCCAAAUUUAUGACAUGAAUCUAAAAUAUGAUGAAUGUGGCAAUUUUUUAAAGCUCACAUUUCGUAGAGCGCUUUUAACUAUUAGCACUUACCAGAGAUGAUCUCAAGGUUAGAGCGAAUUCGGUCCUGCGCUUCACUGGGUUUAAACCUACCUCAAAAUCCAAUGUGAGCUUACGGGUUAAUUGUCAUCUCAUUUCCAGGUCUCUCUUCUUAUGGGGGAACUAAAACUUUUUUUCCAAGCGAGUAUUUGAUUUAUUUUUAUUAUCCAAUUCUUAGUGAGUGUGCUCCCUCGACAUCUCUGUACUUUAUUUUGGACAACGAGCUAAGUAACUUCAGAUUUGGCUUUUCACGCUCAGGUUUUGUCUGCCACGACUGUGCAACUUAUAAAAAACAAACUUUAUCAAAUAUUUGUAAAAACUGCAGUCUCUGUCCAGUUGGUACCUACAUGUAUACUGAUGAAAACCGCUGUGUAGAUUGUCCUGCAGGUAAUGAGAAUGAACACCUAUUUCAUCGUUAAUCAUGGUAAAAAAUUAUAUAAAUGACAACAUAUGAGCGCUGUCUCUUCAAAGUAUCCAACAGCGCUUUAUAUCAUAAUACUGAAAGUUAUUUGAUAAAAUUAUGAAGAAUAGGAUAUAAAUUAAAAAUAUAUUUCAAGGAAAGGUCUAAGCCACUUAAUUCAACUUUACACUAUGUCAAAUAAAAAUUCGUUUAAAAAUAAGGGCCUUAGGCUUAAAUUUAAACGCCCUAACGACUUGCUCCUCCUCAUAACCCAUGGAAGAGGAUUCCAUAAUACUGGUGCAUUAUAUGAAUAAAGCUAUUUGACCACACAACCGAAGAUUGUAUAUUGGUGUUACAAGUAAACUUUAAAAGAGGAUUGCAAGGUUCUUAAAGCUCCUGUGAGUAAAUAGGAGCCGUAUCAUUUGACGAUUUGAAAGUUAAAAGUAGAGUUUUAUAAUCGCUCUGCUCGGCCGCUGGAAGCAAAUGUAUCUUUCUAAACUUUCUCAAUAUUAUAACCAAAAGCAGGCAACAAGAAUAACUUAAAGAUUGCACAAACAAUAACAUUUAUAAAAAUGUUUCUCCUAUGUAAUUGUGUUUAACGAUGAAUAUCUCCCAACUCACCCGUGGAGCUGAAUCUUUGUUUUAUGAUAUGAUAUCUUCACAGGUGGCUUUUAUCAGGAUGAAAUGGGACAAGUUGAAUAUAAGAGAUGCAGUAAUGGUACCUUUGUUUCUGAACAGCAAAGUCCUGGAACCACAGCUGCCGACUGCGUGGCUUGUCCAUAUGGUAAGUACAGUGUUCGCUUUGGGCAAACUUCACCUUUUUCGAUUAAAAUAAGCUCUGGGUGACACUGAGUUUUAAUGAAAGAACUGUCACAACGACGUCUUUAACACAUAGCAGUCAUUGUCAUCAAUUUUGGUUCUCACAUUAUCUACACAGAACAAAGUCAACUGGAGUGGACUAUCAGAAACUCUUUUUAGACAACAGAAAGAUGAACACAGAUUACUCGCUUAAUUUUAGUUGUUGAUGUUGCUAUUUAUUUUAAGCGAAAUCCAGAGAUAUCUCGUUCUAAAGUAUAUCCCUUUAAUUCACUAGUGAAAUCUUAUUUCUUGGUUGACUCAGAGAAUGAAUUCGUGAACAAGCCUUUUGACGCAUGCUUUAUUAUUAUUGCUAAGAAAGGAAAAAUUCCUUCCCAGGUACGAUCUCCAACGAGACUGCUGAAUAUCGUGCAUGCAGAUGCCUACACAACUUCUAUCGGUUAGAUCGUUUUGGCCCGUGCUCAGCAUGUCCGCCAAACGGUUUUGUUUGUAAGAAAGAUACAGCAAUACUUGCUCCUGACUACUUCUGGAAAUGGACAGACCAUUCUGAAAAAGAACGUUUCAGGGGUUUUGUUAACAAUAUUCAUUCUUUUGGACCAGACUACAACAAGUCAUAUACCACGUUCGAUACUUCACUUCCGAAGCCACUCAAAUGUCCCCAUGCAAAGUCCUGCAAGGGUGGAAUUGACUCAGAAUGCCAUCAAGGAUAUCAAGGGACUUUGUGUGCAACCUGCUCUGAAGGAUUCUAUUUUCGCUUCAACUCUUGUUUGAAAUGUCCCCGGUUACCUGUAACAAUAACUUCAUCCAUCUUGGUAAUUGCUCUUUUUGUUGCUGUAUUUCUAAUGGUUCUGUGGGGUGACUCCAAACGUGCAGAGGACAACCGGACAGUUGCAGAUGUUAUCAUGUCGUGCUUUAAGAUUGUGAUUGGUUUUUACCAAGUUAUUGCCGGUAUUUUCUCGGCAUUGGCGAAAGUCCAGUGGCCAGUCAUUCUGAUCUCAACGGAGAAGGUUCUAAAACUGUUUGAAGGGAACAUCUUGCAGUUUGCCCCUCUAAGUUGCAUUCAUACUUCUCUACGGCUUGAUGAGCUUGGAAAGUUCACGAUGAUUGUUGUUAUGAAUGUCUCACUCGUUGGCUUGAUUUUCUUGUAUCUCUUUCUUAAAAAGCGCUACAUCAUGAAUAAGGAGGACCUUGGCGAAGACCAGAAAGUAAUGGAAGUUAAGAGUCUGAAGAAAUCUUGCUAUCGGAACAUUUUCCUAUUGUUGUCGGCGACCUACCCUACGACGAGCAAAUCGAUUAUUCAGAUUAUACCUCUUCCUGGUGCAUGUGUAGAGACUUGUUUCACAGACGACAAGAGCGACUGCAUCUUCCUGCUGAGAGCUGAUCACUCCGUCCAGUGUUUCACUCCUCGCCACAGCUUGUAUUGGCUCAUGGCUUCAAUUUUGGCAUUAUAUCCCGUGGGAUUUCCACUUCUGGCUCUGUUUCUCACUUACAAGUAUCGCGAGUCCCAGGAAAACGAAGCGAUUUCUUUCGGACUCAGAGUGUUCUUUGAAAACUAUAAGAAGAAAUUUUGGUUUUGGGAAAUUACCGAGAUGUAUCGCAAGCUGAUUCUAGUCUCGUUGAUUUUUCUGUUUGGAUCAAAGAGCCUCUCUCAAAUCGGUCUUACACUUCUGACAGUUAGUGUCUUUGGAGUUACCUACACCUUAUUCCGACCGAUCAAGAAUAGGUUUGAAGACUGCUUGCAAACUUUUGUUCUUUGGAUCAUUUUCUUUGACGUUUGUCUUGGUGCUGUUUACACAAACUGGGAUGAGAGUCAAGGAGAGGGCAAGAACGACUCCAUCUUUGUAAAUGUCCUGUUCGUGGUCCUUAACGCCUCUGUACUGUUGGUUGCCAUUGGUAAGUCACCAUGCUGCUCUAUUUUAUUCAAUGUGCAUUUUAUUCAUUUGCCAAAUAAAAAAAGGAAAGAUAGCGUGGAUUGUGGUGGUUUUCUCAAUUCCUCAGAUUUUUCGUUUUCCGCGCAGUGAAAGGAUAAAAUCAUAAAGUAGCCAUAUCCUGGUUAUUUAGGAUAUUUGACUCUGCAUAACACUGGCUCACACAACUGUAACCUUAAAACAGAUCGCGAUGUUCAGUCAAUUCUUCUCUCAGCUUAACUCUUACUGUAAGUGGAACUUUUAGACCUUGUUAUCCUGACAGCUGAGUUAUUUUCGCUAUUCAUGUCCUGUAGUGUUCCAACAUUAGAAAACUGCGAGUUACAGAUGGAGUAUGAUGAAUAUUGAGAUCCUAGAAAGAAAUCCAAACCACUGUGCUAACGAAAUGUCAACACCCAUUCUCAAAACGCUUCUUAGCUAGAGCGAAAACAAAGACAAAUUUCCGAAAAAAGGGACACCUUACCUUUUUUAACGCCUUCGUGCAAGAUUUCAAUUACAUCUAUAAACGAUAAACUCUGUCUUUUUUUUCUACCUUACAGGAAAAGGAAUUCGACACGUGAAGUCAAUUUGGAAGUACAUUACCUUCAACCCGAUCCGAUGUUUCAUUUUCCUUUGCGAAGGAGUAUCCCGUAGAGUGGUCAAAAGAACAGGAACAUCCGAUGAACUUGCAUACUUCAUUGAAGAAAGCAACUGA